Molecule: messenger RNA, 1054 nt
Organism: Vitrella brassicaformis
Lineage: Eukaryota; Vitrellaceae
Source: the annotation of a GenBank genome assembly
CCCCCAUUCAUCUAUCUCAUUUGUCAAGCCGCCUUUUUCGCCUGGCCACACACGCAAUCCAAUCCAGCGAGCGAUCGAUCCACCACACGUACGUACGUCCUUACACACACCCGCAAGAUCCGAUUCUCCCGACGGACAUACACACACACUCACUCUCCAGACCACCGAACCGAACACCACUCCACGGCAGUGUACCAGUCUGUCUCACUUACUCAGUUACUUUUUCUUCUUAGCCCCCGCCUUGGCCUUGGCCUUGGCCUUCUUCUUCCCCUUCGGCUGCGGCAGCUUCGUGCCCAACACCUCCGCACAAGCCACCGUGUGCUCGUACAGCUGCCUCCCGGUCUUCACACACACACACACACACACACACAGAGAGAGAGAGAGAGAGGGAGAGCACUCAUUGUGUGUGAAGUAAGAUAAGAAUGUCUGUGUGUGUUCCUACGAGCCACAAAGGGGGCGGCAACAAGUCCAGCAGAUGCCUGUGCCCAUUCUCCCUGGCCCAAUACGAAGCAUUCCUCCCGCCACUGUCCCGCGCAUUGCCGUCCGCUCCAUGGGCCAGCAGCAGCUUCGUCAGGUCCGUGUUGCCAAGCCUGCAGGCGACGUGGAGAGGCGUCUGCAGGGUGGCAUUGGGGGUGCAGGGGUCGGCCCCGCGAGACAGCAAAAGCGAUGCCGUCUGCACGUGGCUGUUGAAGCAUGCCAAGUGGAGGGGCGUGUUGCCGCCGAUACUCGCCGACUCCUGGGCGUCGACCUCCGCUCCCUUUGCAAUGAGGAACUCGCACAGCUCCCUCUUGCCUUCACGCGCCGCUAGGUGCAGGGCGGUUGUGCCCAUGACCGACUUGGCCUUGACGUCGGCCUGCUGCGCGACGGCUGUGGCCUCCUUCUGGGCAUCCUGCCCCGGCGAAGAGGGGGGACCGAGCAACAGAUACAGGUGCUGCACUAACAGAGAGACGACACAGCUGUGUGCCUUGUGCUUUUUCUUCUGAAUCGCUCACCUCGGUGUCGUGGAUCUCUACCGCGUGAAAGACCAGCCGGUUCGUCAUUGCGUCGGUGUCCC